This is a messenger RNA of Guillardia theta CCMP2712, 8270 nucleotides long. RefSeq lists its product as hypothetical. NCBI's taxonomy places the organism in Eukaryota, Cryptophyceae, Pyrenomonadales, Geminigeraceae. Gene Ontology annotation, molecular function: inositol 1,4,5-trisphosphate-gated calcium channel activity; inositol 1,4,5 trisphosphate binding. The coding region runs from base 1 to 8226 and encodes 2741 amino acids. The transcript has 42 exons. Gene Ontology annotation, biological process: calcium ion transmembrane transport. Gene Ontology annotation, cellular component: endoplasmic reticulum; membrane. The record is from RefSeq and is a predicted model, not a curated record.
AUGCAGAGUAUACUGAGCUCGCGCAGCAAGGUAGGGAGUGAGCUCUUCACGAACAGAACAGAGCACAGCUUCGGUGCUGAGUCUCUGCAAUUCGGUGUCCAGCACAGCAAUGACAAGGAGACGCCAUGCGUGUGUCUCGGUGAUGUGCUGUCAUUGUACUUCGACGACCUGGGUAGCUGCAUAUCUUCCGAUGGCUUUGUAGACGAGGACUGCGAAGUACCUAAACUCUCCGUUAUGGACUCGUUGAGAGUGGAUGGGACCCUUUUCCGGGUCGUUGCAAAGCAGCUGUACACGUUCCAGAAGAAGCUGAACAGCAAGGUGAAGAAGAUCAUACAGACGACGCACCCUGUAGGAGGCGAUGAGGUACUGAACUUCGAGGAGGUGCUUCCGGAAGAGAGGCAUUUCCUAGAAAAGCUGAAUGCUGAGGCCGAGGCUGAAAAGAACCACAACAUGUCUGAGUGCACGAGGACUCUUGGUGCGAUCGUCAACUACGGGCAGGUGAUACAACUCCAGCACCUCAAGAGCGGCAAGUUCCUCGCAAUCAAACCUAAGGAGGUAGCGGAGAUAGAUAGCAACUGCCACAGGGUAGUGUUGACAGAUCAAGGUAGCCAGGAGGUCUGGUGGAUCCUUGAGCCUCGAUACAAGCUGCAGAACACGAUAGAGUCGAUCAACUACGGUGACUCGAUCUGUCUGGCGUCCGUGAAAGUGUCUGGGCAGUACUUGCACUGUGCGCAUGAAGUGAAAAGCAACGUGAUAUCUUCUGGGACGGCCCUGAGCAAGUAUGAAGUCAACGCCUCCGAUGUGAGAAUAUCCUGGAAGCUCAAGCUCUACACGAGCUGGCAGCCUGGGCUGGAUCAUGUGGUGAAGGGUGGAGACCUGCUGCAAAUCUCACAUGUGGAGAGCGAAUCUUACCUUUCGUACGGGAUGGAGAAGUCGGGGCUGUGUCUGGACAAGUCAAAGCAUCUCAAGAUCGCCAAGGGGUACACGAAGAAGAGGGAGCACAUCGACGUCUACUCGUUGUGGCAGAUCGAGCAGCCAGAAUGUGGCGACGGGGGGUUCUUUCAGUUCGGCGGGUCUUUUCGGCUAAGGCACAUAGCUACCAACACUUACCUUGCAGUUCGGAGGAUUCGAGAUGAAGGUGUGCCAUCUAUGAUCUCAGAACCGAUCCCACAGACUCUCUUCAAGAUCCACAAUGCAGGACAGUUCGCCUCCAACACGAUCGUGUGGGACACGAUCGCCUACCUCCAGUGUACCAGCUCGAGUGGAUUUCUUCACCCUGAGCCGGACUCGCACAAGAAGAACAUAAUGCAGCUGCAGACUGGGAGGGAGGCUUCAAUGUGCGACACGUUCCGCCUCAAUCGUGUAGACCCGGUGAUCGCCUCGGUCUUCUACGAGAUUGAAAGCUAUAGAAACGUGCUCCUCUCCCUCCUCCCACCUGACUUCGGGAAUGACAGCUCGGAUUUUUUCUUGAACAAUCUUGAUAGGGCAAUGUACAGAACCUUUGUGAAGACCUUGAAGGGGAUAGAAACGUUCUGUUCUUUCCGUCGUAACCAUGCAAACACUGUCGUCUCAACAUCUUUCCGCCUCGAGAGUGUGCAGCUGUCGUGGGCGAACGCCGUCACCAACAUCGUUCUUCGGCAGCUGUUUGUUCAUGAGAUGGGAGUGCUACAGCUUGUCAUCAAGAUGACAAACUCUUUGCAAAAGGCGAUCAAGAACCUGUCAAAUGAUCCUGAUCAGUCGAUGCUUCUGUCUGCCAGUCCACGUGGUGCUCUCAAGAGCUUCCGUGACAGUGUUCUGCAAACUCCAGGGCGGGAGGCGACUUACUCCAAGUACCAGCACAUCAUCCACCUGUUUCAGUUGUCUCAUCGCGCACUCUCGGCCUCGUUGAGCAACAACAAAGAGACUGUGAAUGCUCUCGGUGACGACAUGUUGCUCAUCAUGCAGCAACUUUCGUUGGACCCUCGGUUUGCGAAGUAUGUUCUGCAAACAGUCACGACGAUCUUAUCGGCCAAAUCCCAUUUUGUUGAGCUUAUGAAUCCAUCCAUCUUGGAGCACGUGCUUACGUCCAUAGACACGCACACCACAGACCGUCCUGUCUACGUCGACCUCCUUUCGCAGUUUUUGAAGAAUCAGAAUCGUGGGAUUGCGAGGAAUCAAUGUUUGGUUCUUAAGCGGUUUAUCAUGGACAAGAGGAGGAGACAGUAUCUCUACGAGACGUUCUCUCCUGAUCAAGGGAUCAUCAUGAUCAAGAACUGUAUUGAUCCGAAGCAGAAGGAUGUGACGGCCAAGACUUACGACCUUGAGGCCCUGGCAGCAGGAGCUGACGAUGAUGUCUUGAGGAUGUACACCUCGACAGUGGAGCUCUUGGAUGCUCUUUGUACAGGAGACAACCAUGCGUCUCGUGUCAUGAUAACGGGAGGAGUGUACAGAUUUGCAGACUUCAGCACAAUCAUGCAGUGCAUUGGGAACGAGCGGCUUCCGUACAACCUGAGGACUCUCUACUCGCGCCUGAUGAAUCACCUGUACUUCAAACCGAACCUCGUCUGCAGUGAAACAACAUUGAAGACAGUGUUCACCAUCGAAGAUCUCGGAGCCGAUCCGUUUGCCGUGUUUGACAUCGAGGAGAAAUACGCCGACAUGCAUCGGGAGCUGAAGCGAGAACUGCUGGCGCUGUUCGGCAACCAUUCCUCCUUCUUUGUCCCAGAGGUUGAGAAGGGUUCCAAUGAGUUCUCCAUGAGUCUUAUCCAGCUCUGCUACUCGCUCAUCACUAACGGAGCCUUCCGGUCGGAGUCGGAGAUCCAGCAGGAGCUCGUUCCUGUCCUCAUCUGCCUCCUGGAGCCUUCGACAGAUGAGGUGAAGCAAUCGGAGAUGAAGAACACUUUCUCCAAGUUCGCUCCGGUGGGGCCUGACAGUCAGGAGCUCGCCAUGGAGCUGGUGGCAAAGUGCAAGGCCGUCCUGUGCGACAUGCUCCUGUUCUUGUUCAAACUGCAAGUCGCAGUGAGGACCCGCAAACUUCUCGCCAUCUGCCAUGAGUUGACUCCCUUCACCACCUCUGCCAACACAAGAAGGAUGUCCUGCUCUGACCCGAGGAUCUCGGCGAGGAGCUCCAAGAACACCCUGCUUAAGAGGAGGGCGAGCAGCUUCAUUUGGUUCAACACGUUCAAACCUGGCGAAUCAACCAUGGAAGCCGAUCCUUGUCACCAGCUGCUUGAGAAGAUGAGAGAUGUAAAGGAGCGCCUCAGCAGGAUACUCGUGGAGCUCUGGAAGUAUAAGGACCCGCAGCUUGCUUUCAAAACUUUCCAAGUCCUCCUCCGCUGCAACUCCCCGACUCUCGAUCUUUACCUCCAGAUAUUUGACGUUCAGGUGCUGUCACAAGACACUUCGAUGAGAGACUACAAGAUGGCGACAAGUUUGUUUCAAGACCUCAAGCGAAUGUUCCCUGCCUUCCGCCUCCUUGCGUUGCCUAACAACGACUUGAACUUCUUCGACGCAUCGCAACGAUCUCAGUUCGUCUCCUGCAUCACAUCUCUUGCCGACAUGUGCAAGAUACGAGGAACUAUCGCUGAGUUCGAGAGUCAGAGGUUCACCAAUCAACAAAUGUUGAGGCGUCUCGGAGUACAUACUUUCAUCCUGGAUGUGAUCAAGUCGUUGAUCUUGCCACAUGAGCAACACUCAGAAGACUUUGUCAAGAGAAUCGAGCAUGGGUCCACCUUUUACGAACCUGCUGUCCGUUCCUGGAUAGUUGACGAGUUGCUACCUGCUUGCUUUAGCUUCAUCGAGUUCUUCUCCAGUGGGAUGAAACGGAAUCAGCAUUUCUGGGGAGACCAUACACGUCUGCUGUCGAGGUUUUUCCGUGCUGGAAUAUCCGUAGCUGGAGCCCUUUCAGGGAUCUUUUGUGGAAAUGAGAAACUUUGUCAGAGGCUGGACUUGAACAUCAUAGAUGAAGUCCUGAGGUUCAUCUCAAACGAGAGCAACAAAGACGAGCAGGGUAGAGAUGAGAAGAACUACUCGUCUCACAUAUCUUGCGUCCACUUCCUUGAAGUUGCCUUCAUGGUGGACGGGAAAGUUGUUCGACGCACUCAGGCGUACAUCUUGCAAUCUUUGUCAGGGACUGUGAAGCAUGAAGAGGAUGGUGGGCGUGAGGAAGCGCAGGAAGGAAGUGCUCCUUUUGGAGAGGACGCAAACAGGCCGCUGGUGCUGUUUCGAGGUGAGCGGGAACCGUUUCUCAAGAGGUCAAGAUCCAAGUUAGACAAGGCGAAGCUGCAACCCAACAACAACAUCGUGGAGUACAACAUGUCGAUCCUCCGUUUGCUGCGAUUUCUUGCCACGGAUGCCGGACCCGGUGACAUGUCCAUCAUCCGUAGCAUCCUUCCAGUGGACAGGCUGGUUCAAGACAUCACAGGGAAUUACUGCAUUUCCCGAGCCAAAGGAGAAAUGCUCCAUCUAUUUCGCAUCAUCUACCUACAGAAUCACUCGGACACGAGGUGCUAUGGCUUCACUUACAGCCUCAGCUUGUGGUCCAUCCUCCACCACCUCUCCCAGCUCCUCCAGCGCUGUGACCCCUUCUCCCUCCUCACCGUCCCCGACCGCUCCCACGGAGGAGACACUUUCAACAGCCUGACAGACUCUGAUGUGGUGAUGAUGGAGCUGGAGAUGCUGUUUGCCGACCACUGGGUGCCUAUCUUGGACGUCUUGAUGGACGAGCCGAUCUUGUGGUACUCGCUGACUGAUCAGGCUCGGGUCGAUGUUGAGAUCAUUUUUUGCAAACUUGCCAAGAUGCUCGAAGUAGCUGAUGUGCAGAAACAGAACCUUCUGAAAGCACACAAGUACGAGGAAACUCCUGAGAUCGUUCAAGAGUUUCGUGACCUCAUCGAGAGUCUGGGUGCCAAGCUCGCAUCCCACAAGAACCUCCCGUUCGCUCUCCCCAAAAUCUUCCGGAACCAGACGGACAAGGAUAAGAUCAGGUCGACUCUUUCUGCUAGGAGCCAGCGAAGGCGCUCCAACAUCCCCAAGUACGUCUUCCGUGUUGCCGAGGAGCCUCUGGAGUCACUUCACUGCAACAACACCAUCACCAUCUUCGGCAAGGCCUUCAAGGAGAUCUUUGAUCAGCCCGACAACUCCACCCAUAAUGAGCAGGAGGAGGAGGAGGAGGAGGAGGAUGCUUGUUCCCACGCCUCUUCCCACGACGAGCUACGGGGGGCAGACGAUCAAAGCUCGAAGGCCGUGCAGCUGUCGUCCCGACGGAGGCAGGAGAUCUUGGAGCUCUGCAAGAUCUUCUACUACUCCCAGCUAGGGCCCAGGACGAUCCACGAGGGGCAGGUGGAGGAUCUGGUGGAGAUUCUCAUCUCCUACUUCAACCCCAACAGGCUGCAGUGGGAGAGAGACGUGCUGGAGGGCCUCGAAGUGCUCAGGCAGCUGGCAGACCAGUGGCAGCAUGCGAUCACAGAGCAGAGGCCGCCGGGGUGGCUGCUGAAGGGCAUCCCCAGGCUGAUCAUCGAGAUGGUCAGCAGGGAGGACAGCGGCGAUCGAGUCUUCUUCUCCUGCCUCGGACUUGCCAUCACAGUCCUCAACAUAUCUCCGCAGAAGCCGAUUCAAGACAGUUUCUUUGCUAUCUUCACCUCUUCGAGCUCAGAAUCUUUUCAAUUCCUCAACCAGCUUUUCCUCCGAAUGCAGCAGGGCGAACAGGAAACAAAACUCCUCAUGCGCACAUGGCAGGAAAUGCUGCAGACUGACAAGAGCGCUCUCAAAGACUAUGACUCCUUCCUUGCUCGGCUAGGGAACGUGGUCGACUAUAGCGAUCGCAGCUUGCACGCCAUUCUCUUGCGAGGCUUUGUCGACUGGGAUCGGAGCAACAGCCACGUUGACUCGGUCUUCCGCUUCCUCCACGCCCUCUGCGAAGGUCACAACGGCAAACUGCAGAACUUCCUGCGCUUUCAAGCAGGAAAUGUCCGCAGCAUCGACAUGGUGACUUCCGUCGCCGACUUCAUCGUCUUGAGCAGCGGCUACAUCAACCCGCUGAACAUCGAGAUCGUCAAGACUGCGAUCCUGGCGCUGGCAGAGAUGAUCCAACAACCAUGUCGUCCGAAUCAGAAGGCUGUUUGCGAGACACCUAUCUGCACUUCCGCUAACAACAUCCUCAACAUGACAGCCGAGCAUUAUGUCAGUCACUAUCAGGCAUUGAAGCAUAUCAAGCCUUCUGAAUCUGAUUUCGAGAAAUAUAUCGACGAGGCCGUAGCAUGUUUUGACAAGAAGAUAUAUGAUCUCAAAGCUUCUACUAUCACUGUGAGAUUGAUACAAAACAUGAAUGAUCUUCUGUUCGUGUACAAUCCUACCUUAGUCUACGAACUCGAAGAUAAGGGAAAGAUAGAAGCAUGGCAGAUCCCGGCUGCGCCUCCCAUCGGUGAUGACUCGAAAGUAGCAGAACAAGAGGCAGAGCAAGUUGCAGAGCAAUUUUACAUCACCUACAUCACUCUCAGUCAGUUCGAUGAAUCCGGAAGUCUGAAUGCAAAGCUGUCGCCCGAUUACAUCUGGGACUAUGUAAACUUGAAGUCAAAGAUCGGAGUGAUAGAGAUCUCGCGCAAGGGAGUGCUUGAGCGAGCAUACUUCACCAUCCCCAAGUCCUGCAGCUACCUUACCAGUGCAUCAAAACACGAUCUGCUGCUGAGUGUCAACAGAGCAAACCUGCAGACCCAGUUGACGGACUUCAGUGAACGAUUCGAUUCGCUGUAUUCGGAGAUGCAGCAUCAGCAGAAGUUGACAAGAAAUCAGAUUUUGAACUUCUUUCGACUGACUUCUGGAUUGAGAGAAAAGACUUUCUUUCUCAACGCUGUCAUUAUCAACGUUCUCUUGCUUCUAUUCUACAAUUAUGAAUGUCGAGGGAGCUUCACUUGUGGGGAUAACGAGCCUCUCACCUACUUUCGCAUCAGACCAGGAUGGGACGUGCUAGUGAAUGUCCUUGCAUACAUUCAGUGCAUCCUCGCCUUCACAAGGCAGUGGUGGUAUGUCAUUGAAAGAGGUGUUCCUCGUGCAAGAGAGAAGAUGAUGGAGAGCGAUGUCAAGACAAGGAGAUCGUUGUUCUCGUCGUUCAUCAAGAUGAUUUUACCGGAUCAUUUCGAUUCAGUCUUCUUCCACCUCACUCUUUCCAACCAAGGCAAUCGGAGCACAAUAAAUCGAGUUCUCCUGAUCCAGUUCCUCUACAUCUUAACAGACCUUCAGUUCUGGAUGAUCACUGUCAUGACAAUAACAAACAUACUGGCCCUUGCUUACCCGCAUAACGGGAACAAACUCUUCUUGGUGGUACAUCUCUUUGAGAUCUUCAAUCGUUCUCGAGUUCUCCAGAAUGUCAUGAAGUCAAUCACAUUCCGGGCGAACACUCUAUUGCAAACCGCCGGGCUCGCUUUCAUCUUCAUUUACUUCUUCGGAGUCUCCGGCUUCUACUUCUUCCCGGAGCUCUUCCAGUUUGCUGAGGCAGAUGUCAUGGGAGGAAGAAAACUCGAGCCGAACAACAAUGGAGCGAGAUGUACAUCAGUAUGGAAAUGCACACUUGUAGUACUUGACAUGGGGUUGCGAAAGGGUGAUCUUGGAGAGGCCAUGGACGACAUUCCAUGGAAGCUUCAGUCCAACGAAUCGGACAAAUAUCGAAUUCUCUACCGCAUGUUAUAUACUCUCCUUUUCUUCAUCAUCGUCACCACUAUUCUGAUGAACAUCAUCUUUGGUGUGAUCAUUGAUACGUUCGCCGAGCUGCGCGCAAGGAAAGAUGAGAUCGAUCGGGAUGUAUCAGGCAAAUGUUUCAUCUGCGGGAUCGACCGAUUCAUCUUCGAUCAGCACGGGGAGGGAGCGAGUGGAUUCCAGGAGCACAUUGAGGAGGAACACAACAUGUGGAAGUAUCUUUACUUCCAGGUUUAUUUGAGGGAAAAGCAGUAUGACGAAUAUUCGGGAGGAGAGUCUUAUGUGUUCAGCCGCACACUGGAGCUUGCAAGAGAUCCUGCAACCCAUCUCAAGUUGAUAGACAAGGAGACUGGCGUCGAGCUCAAGAGGCCAAGGGGGCAGGUCGACCUGCACUGGUUCCCACAGAAGGCGGCGAUGCGGCUGAAGAGCAAGAAGAAGGAGCUGAAGGAUGUGGUUCAGGAGAAGAUAAAGACGAUACAGGAGGAGAACAAGUUGCAAGCGAAGAGGUUGGACAAGAGCAUGGAUGACGCGCUCUUCUUGCUCUCGCCGACAAUCUGACAUCCACCAAGAGAUUUCAUUACCAAAGACAAACAUUCAAACAC